CAUUCUCCGUCAGUCGCCAUUUUACCAGUCGCUUUUUUCCUAAUAAUUUACCUUCCCGCCGGAAUAAUACAUUUACUUUUUAAUAGUAAUGGCAUCGAUUUUGAAACAAAUGCAUCGGCAGGAUUGGAUUAAAAUAAUUCAGAGACCUAUGGUUUAAAACAGGGUGGACAUAUUUAGGCGGUGCCAAGCAACGUGGUUGUCCGUCUCUCUGGUCCACCGGGCCGGUUCGCUGCGCAGGUUUGGAACGCGCGCCAUUUUGUGAAAUUUACAAAAAAUCUUAUCCAAGAAAACAAGGCAUAUAGCAAAGGACACGGCAAUUAUUUUACACAUCUGGGGAGGCUGCACAUUUUAUUAUCAGAGACUGUUGUUGUUACUCCCACGGAGAGGAGCCAUCAACAACUAUAGCUAAUUUUCUGUGGUUAGCUAGUUAGCUAGCUGUCUCGCUAGCUAGCUAGCUAGCUAACUCCCCCAAAUGUAGCUAGCUAGCUGGCUAGCUAUGUUUUCUCACCGUUCGUCCCAAAAGCUAGCUAGCUAGCUAGCUACGUGUGUUUGUUUUUAGCUAGCUAGCCAGCUAGCUGACGGAGAUAUACGCCGUUGGUUUGGAAAUUGAACUGACACCAGUCCGGAGGAGUGAGGAUUGGUUCGAAAAUUUGGAGGGCUCCUUACAGGAAAGGAGAAGCUGGAUCCUACUUCGCCCCAUGGGUUAUGGGACUUUAAAUGAAGAUCACAUCAACACAAAUCUACACCAAUGAUUGUCCUGGCAAUAGACAAACUAGACCACCCAACAGUGAGAGUCUCUGUUGUAAAGGAAGGGGUAGUACCACCCGAAAACCACUUGCAAGUUGGCCUAGUCGCUUGUGGUUUGCUGCUGGACUCUCCUCCCAGGAUGAUAUGAGAUUUAACAGGCGACGAUGCAUACAGGAGGAGAGAUUUCAGCAUGCAAACCUUCGUCCGUCCGGCUCGCACCCUCGUUUUCUUUCCACGCUGCUGGUCUUCAGGUGGCUCCACAGAUGCCUCAUUCGCUCCAGCAGUACAGUGACUGUCACCAGCAGACUACGGACCAGCCUGUCACCGUGCUGUCGUACAGCGACCAGGCCCAGCAGACCACUGCCAACCAGGGGAUCCCUGAUAUUGUCAUGUUGCAGAGGCUCGUGCCCCAGUGCUUUCGUGACCCAGCGACGGCUCCUCUGAGGAAGCUCUCUAUCGACCUGAUCAAAACCUACAAACACAUCAAUGAGGUAUACUAUGCAAAAAAGAAGCGGAGGCACCAACAGGCCCAGGGAGAGGACUCCAGUCACAAGAAGGAGAGGAAGGUCUACAACGAUGGCUAUGACGACGACAACUACGACUACAUCGUCAAGAAUGGGGAGAAGUGGAUGGACCGAUAUGAAAUCGAUUCCCUAAUAGGCAAAGGGUCAUUUGGCCAGGUUGUUAAAGCAUAUGACCGAAUGGAGCAGGAGUGGGUGGCAAUUAAGAUCAUCAAGAACAAGAAGGCUUUUCUCAAUCAAGCACAGAUUGAAGUGCGGCUCCUCGAGCUCAUGAACAAACAUGACACGGAGAUGAAAUACUACAUCGUUCACCUGAAGCGUCACUUCAUGUUCCGGAACCACCUCUGCCUGGUGUUCGAGAUGCUGUCGUACAACCUGUACGACCUGCUGAGGAACACCAACUUCCGCGGCGUCUCGCUCAACCUGACGCGCAAGUUCGCCCAGCAGAUGUGCACGGCGCUGCUGUUCCUGGCCACGCCCGAGCUCAGCAUCAUCCACUGCGACCUCAAGCCCGAGAACAUCCUGCUGUGCAACCCCAAGCGCAGCGCCAUCAAGAUCGUCGACUUCGGCAGCUCCUGCCAGCUGGGCCAGAGGAUAUACCAGUACAUCCAGAGCCGGUUCUACCGCUCGCCUGAAGUGCUGCUGGGGAUGCCUUACGACCUGGCCAUAGACAUGUGGUCCCUGGGCUGCAUCCUGGUGGAGAUGCACACUGGAGAGCCUCUCUUCAGCGGAGCCAACGAGGUGGAUCAAAUGAAUAAAAUAGUUGAAGUUCUUGGUAUCCCUCCCAAUCACAUAAUGGACCUGGCGCCCAAAGCCAGGAAGUUCUUUGAGAGAUUGUCAGAUGGCACUUGGGGUGUUAAGAAGACCAAAGAUGGCAAAAGGUAUAAACCGCCGGCCUCCCGAAAGCUCCACACCGUGCUGGGGGUGGAAGCCGGGGGCCCGGGCGGGCGUCGGGCCGGGGAGUCGGGCCACGCCGUAGCAGACUACUUGAAAUUCAAGGACCUCAUCUUAAGAAUGCUGGACUACGACCCCAAGAGCCGCAUCCAGCCCUACUACGCCCUGCAGCACAGCUUCUUCAAGAAGACGGCCGACGAGGGGACCAACACGAGCAGCAGCGUGUCCACCAGCCCCGCGCUGGAGCAGUCGCAGUCUUCAGGAACCACGUCCAGCACGUCCUCCAGCUCAGGAGGUUCUUCUGGCAUGAGCACGGGCGGUCGGGCGCGGUCCGACCCCACGCAUCAGCACCGACACAGCGGGGGGCGCUUCAGCGCGGCGGUGCCAGCCAUCGACUGUGACAACCUCUGCCCGCAGGUGAGACAGCCGUACCCUCCGCCCGGAGUGUGGGCGGGCGGCGUGGGCUCGGAGCCGGUCACCGUGGAGACGCACCCGGUGCAGGAGACCACCUUCCACGUGCCUCCGCAGCAGCCCAAGGCCCUACACCCCCACCACCACCCGCACCACCUGCACCACCACCUGCAGCACGGGCCCGCCCCCGCCGCCCGGCCCCGCCCCCGCCUCUACAACUCCCCCACGAGCAGCGCCUCCACCCAGGACUCCAUGGAGGUGGCGCACGGACACCUGUCCAUGACCUCCCUGUCUUCCUCCGCCUCCUCAUCCUCCACGUCCUCCUCUUCCACCGGGAACCAGGGCAACCAGGCCUACCAGAGCCGUCCCAUGGGCGCCAGCGCCCUGGACCUGGGCCAGAACGGGGGCCUGGGCAUGGGGCUGGGGGCCUUCACCAACCCCCGCCAGGAGACGGGCAUGGCGGGGCACCAGGCGCACCAGGGGCCGGCCCACUACAUCACCGAGGCCCACCUGAGCAUGAGGCAGGGCAUGGACAGGGAGGAGUCUCCCAUGACUGGCGUCUGCGUGCAGCCCAGCUCGGUGGCCAGCUCGUGACUAAACUGACAAUGGGUUUGUUGUUUUUUUGUUUUUUUUUCCCCACCCGACCCAACACCCCCUCCCGCCCCCCCUCCCUCGUGUGUAUUUUUCAAGGUGGUGUUUUUCAAAGAGACGUGCGUAGAGAUCAAAAUGCUGCUUACUUCAGAAGGGAGGGAUCACUGAGCCGCUACUAAAAAGUACAGAGCCCUUUUUUUCCUUUAUCCGCCUUCGUUCUGUUCCUCCCUCAUUGUGUCGGUUACGAGCAGGGUAAGUAGACCUGCUCAGUGAGUACAUCGGGGAAAAAAAAGGACUGCAGCAUCCAUCAUCCCAUCUCACACGUCGUCGGUUAUCCCGUGCCGGAACGGGACCCAUCUUAUUAGCGGCGAGAGCUCUGUGUCAGUACUACCUGUGGGUUAGACAGCGAUUGCCGGAAGCUGUUCUGCCAAUUUGUUAUCGAAUCAUCAUUAAAAAUGCUGUUUACGUCCUCGCAGUUCAACCGGUUAAGUUCGCAUCGCAUUCACGGCGGCGGCGCGCGGUCGAUUCGCGCGGGUCUGUUUCCGCCAGAAACGCCCGGGGCACCACGGCGGUUUUUGGGCGUCGCUCUUUGCAGGGGGAGGCGGAGUCGGGGGUGCGUUGGGGGCGGAGCCGGACCCCCUCCAAGGAGAGCGGGACGCGGGGCGCUCUCCGGACGGCGGGCAUGCUGGGACUUUUUGGGCCCCGGACCGAGGAGAUGCACUGAAGAACACCCGACUGGUCUGCUGGGGGCCCGCUCUAGGGACGUCAGGCAGCGGCUGUCUGUUCAGAUAACCCUUCGGCCUUACGAGUAUUGGAUUCCGAAUGGAGAAAACAAACUGGACAUUUAUUAUUUGAAUAAUUGUUCAAAAAAGAAAGAAAGAAGCUUUCCUCUAUUCUAUUUUUGAUCUUUACACUGCCCUUAAUUCUUUUAAGAGAGAAGGAAACGACCGGGGGGGAAAAAGAGGUAUUUGAGAGUGGUGAUUUAAGAGGCCUUUCUUUAAAGAUUUCUCACUUUUUUUUGUGGACCCUGCGAUCGCGGGGGUCUGGUAAGUUCACACGCGUGUCCUAAACAUGGCGGCUUAAAUACCCGGAAGGUCACAGAAGUAGAGCGCGAUAGACGGAGUCUGUGACUGUGCUCUGUCCUGCUACUAACAUGCUUAUUUCUCUUUGCUUACUUCCCUUCAGCAUGUAGUUUCCCCCCAUCAGAGCAUCAGCACAGAGGUCCUGUGUUCAUUUUGAACAUUAAAAACGCAGAGUUUUUAUGUGACUGCUUUUAUCCCUCACAAUUAUGCUGUGAAUCCUACAACAAAAUUGUUUUUUUCCCCUUUGGGUAAUUUAUUGUACCAAAGCUGUUCUUUUAUAGCACAUAGAUGUCUGUAACCAAUAAUGUAGCAGUUCUGCACUUUGACACAAGGUUUAUGGAAAUGGUGUUAUUUUCCCCUUCACCCUUCCAAAUGUCAGUAUAAAAUGGCUGUAUCACUUGCUUUAGCAGAAGCCCAAACUGUCAAACUCCAUACAUUUACUGUUAGCUGUAUCCUGGAUGUAAUAUGGUUGAAUCAUUUUGCCCCCCCCCCCCCUAAAAAAUGGAGAAAAGGGUCUGUUUGUAGGAUACUGUUUUUAAGGCAUAGGAACUGGCUGUUACUCUGCAGGUUCCAUUCAGAUGGUUGACUGUUCCAGGCAAGAAGAACUACGCUGUAAAUGAAAUGCUGUGGUAUUACCAAGCCAUUUUACAAUCACUUCUUUCACUGGGAACUGCUGAAUUUUUAGGUACAUCGUUCAGUCAGUAUUGCUGAAGCUUCAAAUAAACUUUUAGCUCAAGUCUUAGAAUCCAGACAGUUUAAAAAGACUUUAAGCUUGAAUGGCUACAUGCACAAAAACGCCCCAUUCUAAGGUGAUGAAAGCCCUUUUAUUCUGAGAAAGACCAGUGAUGAUGCAUGCUGGAGGCCUACAGCUAAAACAAGAGCAAUUUGAAACAGCCCAGUCUUUAAAUCCCCUGCACUUUCAAAGUAAUUGAUCGUUUGCAACAUUUUAGCUGGAAGAGGCAGUGUCCUAAAUUUUCGUUGCAUUUGGCAACUCAACUUCCAGCUUAAAAUUGUUACACAUUGUAAAAUGCUAUUAUGGUAUUAAGCCUGUUUAUAAAGAUUGGAAUUUAAACCACAAAGCUGAGUAAAAGCGUCUGAACACAAUAUUUCUUAUAGCUGAUUUCUGACGGAAAGAACUAUGGAAGUGUAAAUAUGGGUGGUUCCACUCGGACCUUUCACCUCAGAGAUAGUCUAUCCGGGAAGUUUAGGGACGUCAAAUUUUAUAACCGAAUUUAAAACCUCCCCUGCUCCCUCCCUGUAACAGAUUGUUAUGUUACGCUCACAAAAAAAGUAGUUUGAUCAUUAGUCAAGUUUGUGAAUGGUGCCACAGACUUGCUUGAAGCCACACCUACUUACCACUGGGGGCAAAUCUUGCAUGGUGUGCCCACCCACAAACACGACUCAGUUUGGCUGCCAUUUCAUGGGAAAUGUAUCAACAAUUCACCAUAGUUUUUGUGAGUAGUAGGGUCAUUUUUCAUAGUUGAGAAAUUUAAAAAGUACUGUAAUAAUAGUUUUGUGCUUCAUACUACAAUAUUACAAUUUUAAAAAGUAACAAAAAAAAAAAGACAGCUUGAGGGAUUUCUGAACCAUACUGAGCAAAAUCUUAAGGAGAAAGCUAUACUCUGAUCGACUCUUCAAGUAUUAAGGUUUCAACCCCCGCCUUCCUUCCCACGCACACAUACACCCACGCACGCACACACACACACACAGGCACACACACACACACACACACACACACACACCCACACAUACACACAAGAUUUUAAUAGUAAAAAUAGAAUUUAUGUACCUAUUUAUAUAUAUUAUAUAUAUAUUUUUAAUAAAGGAAGUUAAGAACUCACCCCAUUUCUCCUGCUGGUAUUUUGAUUGCAUUAUUGUCAGUGUGGGUGCUAUUCAGUGGAAGGAAUUCUGUGAUUUUAGUUUAUGGGGAAACAUUGCUUCCAGGCAAUUUGACAAAACGGCUGUACAAUGUUCAAGUGUCAAGUUUUGAAACAGGAAACACUAGACCUCCGUACCUUAAAAGUACUUCAGACAGGGUAUUGCGUGUGCAUGUUUCUCAAUGAACCUGUUAGCCUUUUUCUUUUCUGUUGUUGUUGUUUAUAAAAAAAAAAAACUUAGUGCAAGCUUCAAAUGUGGGGCCAUUUUUACGUCCGAUCAUCGUACACUUAUUUGGUGCACACGACCAUCUAGACUGUAUAGUCUGUGCUUUGUCACCUUCUUUGGCCAUACAGUAUAAAGAAAUGUCAAAUUCUUCAUUAUUUUCAUUUAAAGAAAGAAAAAAAAAAAGCUACUCUUUGGAUUUUAUUUUUCUUUUCCGAUAUGCUUUGUCCCCUGGUCCGGUUUUGAAUGAUUGACUGCACAGUUUGGUUACAGGACGUCUGGCCUGCACUGUAAAGAUGAACAGCAUGGUAAAAGGCGAAGUACCUGUGUCCACGGAUCCUAUGAUCUAGUCAAGACUCUGCUGUGUAUAUGAUGAUGCCCUUUGUAUUAUAUUCAAGCGGUCUUAUGUAUGAUAUAUAAAAAAGAAGUUAAUUAA
Messenger RNA from Conger conger (European conger), 6782 nucleotides. Its product is annotated as dual specificity tyrosine-phosphorylation-regulated kinase 1A-like. The transcript has 13 exons. The coding region runs from base 912 to 3167 and encodes 751 amino acids. Gene Ontology annotation, cellular component: nucleus. The record is from RefSeq and is a predicted model, not a curated record. Gene Ontology annotation, biological process: protein autophosphorylation; peptidyl-serine phosphorylation; peptidyl-threonine phosphorylation. Gene Ontology annotation, molecular function: protein serine/threonine/tyrosine kinase activity; ATP binding; protein serine/threonine kinase activity. NCBI's taxonomy places the organism in Eukaryota, Metazoa, Chordata, Actinopteri, Anguilliformes, Congridae.